Molecule: messenger RNA, 2861 nt
Organism: Indicator indicator
Lineage: Eukaryota; Metazoa; Chordata; Aves; Piciformes; Indicatoridae
Gene: MAP7D1
Product: MAP7 domain containing 1
Exons: 19
Biological process (GO): microtubule cytoskeleton organization
Cellular component (GO): microtubule cytoskeleton
Source: RefSeq, a predicted model, not a curated record
AUGGAGAGGAGCCGCGCCGGGCGGGAGCCCCAGCCCCAGGGUAAGCCAGAGCCAGCAGGGAAGCCACCAUCCCCGAUGGGAGACAGCACGCCCACCCCAACCUUGUCACCCCACACGCCUGGGGAUGCCCUGCAGGGAGGGCACACCCCCCGACAGCUUGACCAAGCCGUCCCUCCAGCCGUGGUCCCCUCCAGACAGCCCAUCUUGCCUGUUAUUCCAGCCACCACGCCCUCCCAGAAGACCACCUCACCUGUCCCUGCUGCUGUGACCCCCUCCAGGCAGCCCAUCUGCCCCCCUGCCGUGACACCCCCUCCAGAGAGCAGCACCCCACAGCAUGACCGACCUGUCCCUGCAGCCAUGACACCGUCAGGACAGCCUGUGUCCCCCAUCCCUGCUGCUGUGGCCCCUUCAGCAGAGAGUGUCCCCCCUUGGGACAAGUCCCCUCCUGGGCUCCCCCAGCCCCCUGUGACAAAGCACCCCAAAGAAGAGGCAUUGCCCCACGCCAGCAGCCAGCAUGGCCCCAUCCACACUGCGACUGCUGCCCCUUGCCCAGCAGAAACGUUGCCCCAUGCUGUCCCAGCCCCAGCUGCCAGUGAAGCAGCCCCCUCCGAUACCAAGAGCCCCCCGGGUGGCACAGCUGGGCCCUCAAAGGAUGUGACUCCCCGGAGUGACCGCCCCUCCCCAGCUGCAGCCUCACCUGCUCCUGCUACCAGCACCAAGUCCAAACAAGAUACUCAGAAAGCCCAAGCAAGGCACAAGCAAGCGAAGGAGCGACGCGAGGAGAGGGCCAAGUACCUGGCUGCCAAGCGGGUGCUAUGGCUGGAGAAGGAGGAGAAGGCGCGGCUGCUGCGGGAGAAGCAGCUGGAGGAGCGGCGCAAGCGCCUGGAAGAGCAGCGGCUGAAGGCGGAGAAGCGCCGGGCGGUGCUGGAGGAGCGGCAGAGGCAGAAGCUGGAGAAGAACAAGGAGCGCUAUGAGGCAGCGAUCCAGCGGUCAGCCAAGAAGACGUGGGCAGAGAUCCGGCAGCAGCGGUGGUCCUGGGCUGGGGCCCUGCACGGCUCCCCUGCACACAAGGAUGGUGCGAGCCGCUGCUCAGUGUCCGCUGUAAACCUCCCCAAACACGUCGACUCUAUAAUCAACAAGCGGCUCUCCAAAUCCUCUGCCACCCUCUGGAACUCUCCCAGUAGAAACCGGAGCUUGCAGCUGAGCCCAUGGGAGAGCAGCAUCGUGGACCGGCUGAUGACGCCCACCCUGUCCUUCCUGGCACGCAGCCGGAGCGCCGUGACGCUGGCUGGGAAUGGCAAAGAGCAGGUGCCGGUGUGCCCUCGCUCAGCCUCUGUCAGCCCCCUCAGCCCCUGCCACAAUCACCGCCUGCAGCACCGCUGCUGGGAGAGGCGGAAGGGCACCACUGCCAGCCCCGAGGUCACGCCGCGCCGCAGGACCGAGUCCUCACCCAAGAAGAAGGAGAAGAAGGAGAAGGAGCGGGAGAACGCCAAGGAGCGCAGCGCCCUGUCCCACGAGCGCAGCCUCAAGAAGAGGCAGCCACUGCCAGGGGCACAGCCCCGGCUGCCGCCCACAGCGGACAGCAGGUAGAGACCUGCUGCCCGGGGGCUGCCCAGCCCUCUGUUCCCUGCCCCACUUCCAUGGGGCCCUGGCCCCAAGAACCGUCCCUCAUCCCCUGCCACCCCCAAAGCCCGCCCAGCAUCCCCCAGCCCAGCCCUGGGCUCUCCCCACAAGCCGCCCCUGCCCCGCAGCACCCACUCCUCUCCCAAGGUGCGGGCCAGGGCCCGGGAGGAGCGGGGGGAGCAGGAGGGCCAAGUGAAGGCACGUGAUAAGAAAGAGGAGGCACGGAGCCCGGCACCCCCAACCCUUCCUGAGCCCCCCAAGGUAUCCACAGAGCCCCCCAAGGUGCCCACAGAGCCAGCAGCAGCCCCUCCAGCCCCUGCAACCCCCAGCCCUGUGCCAGCCACCCCCCCAGCCCGACCCUCAGCUGGCACCACAGACCGGGAGGAGGCUGCCCGGCUGCUGGCAGAGAAACGUCGCCAGGCCCGCGAGCAGCGGGAGCGUGAAGAGCGGGAGCGCCGUGAGCAGGAGGAGCGGGAGAGGCGGCUGCAAGAGGAGCGGGCACAGGAGGCAGCAGAGGAACAAAGCCGCAGGGAGGCCUUGGCACGACGGCGAGAUGAGGAGCGGCGGCUGCAGGAGGAACGCGAGGCCCAGGAGAGGGCACAGGCUGAGCGGGAGGAGACGGAGCGGCUGCAGAGACAGAGGGAAGAGGCUGAGGCAAGGGCGCGGGAAGAGGCUGAGCGGCAGCGCCUGGAGCGGGAGAAGCACUUUCAGCGUGAGGAGCAGGAGCGGCUGGAGAGGAAGAAGCGCCUGGAGGAGAUCAUGAAGAGGACACGCAAGUCAGAUGCAGCAGAUACCAAGGUGGUGCCCCUUACUGCUCUCCUCUCCCUGCAGAAGAAGGAGGACAAAAAGGUGGUGAAUGGGAAAGCAGCCGAACCAGAGGAUGUCCGAGGCUGCGAGAAGCGUGUGGGGCCGAUGCCAAAGGAGGAGGAACUCCCUGAGACACAGACACCAAGCACGGGGACUUCAGGGGGGCCAAAGGGUCUGGUGGGUGAGGGGCUGCAGCCAAGCUCCCCAGCCAAGGAGGUGGCAUCCCCAGCAUCACUGGUGAAUGGUGUGCAGCCCAGCAAGCAUGAGAACGGCUUCUCAGGCACAGAGGGCUCCCAGGAGCUGCUGGAGCUCUCCCACCACAGCAGCAGCCCAGCAAGCAUCAUCCCCUUUGGUGACAAGGAGCCUUUCCUCAAGCAGGCUGUGGUUAAGCCCCCCCAGGUGACAGAGGUGCUGUGAGGGCCAGAGCUGGG